Parastagonospora nodorum SN15 is the source of this 1137-nucleotide messenger RNA. RefSeq lists its product as hypothetical. NCBI's taxonomy places the organism in Eukaryota, Fungi, Ascomycota, Dothideomycetes, Pleosporales, Phaeosphaeriaceae. The coding region runs from base 1 to 1137 and encodes 378 amino acids. The transcript is spliced from 2 exons. The record is from RefSeq and is a predicted model, not a curated record. Gene Ontology annotation, molecular function: S-methyl-5-thioribose-1-phosphate isomerase activity.
AUGGUGCUGCAAGCAAUCAAAUAUACGAGAGGUCAACUUGAAAUCCUCGACCAGCUGAAGCUGCCGCACGCAGAAGAAUAUGACCACAUCUACUCCAGCACCGACGCAUGGCAUGCCAUCAAGGAGAUGCGCACUCGUGGUGCGCCGGCAAUCGCCAUUGUAGCCGCCUUAUCCCUCGCAGUAGAGCUCACCAACAUGAAAUUAUCCUCGAUCGCAGAAGAAGUCCAAGUCUUCAUCACGGAAAAGCUGGAAUACCUGGUCACGAGUCGCCCAACUGCAGUCAACCUGGCAGAUGCGGCAGGCAAGCUGAAAAAGAUUACCGAUGAAGCUGCGGCAAGAGAAGGAACAAGCGGAGAAUCAGUCAGAGAGGCAUAUGUGCAGGCAGCCGAGCAGAUGUUGAUCGACGAUGUGAGCGACAACAAGAACAUCGGCAAGCACGGUGCAGAGUGGAUUGUGAAGAACUCCGAGGCAGGGAAGAAGGGUCCAGUGAGAUAUGGCACAGCACUAGGUGUGAUCCGGUCACUACAUGCUAGUGGAAACUUAAAGCACGCCUUCUGCUCAGAGACGCGACCAUACAACCAAGGAUCAAGAUUGACAGCUUUCGAGCUUGUCCAUGACAAGAUUCCAGCCACUCUGAUCACUGACUCCAUGGCUGCGGCGCUGCUUCGACUACGACGCGGAAGCGAAAACAUUGCUGGAAUUGUUGUUGGUGCAGACCGUGUCGCUGCGAACGGAGACACUGCUAACAAGAUCGGAACCUACUCACUGGCUAUUCUUGCAAAGCAUCAUGGUGUCAAGUUUCUAGUUGCUGCACCCAGGACUACUAUUGACUUGAAGACCAAGUCUGGCGCAGACAUUGUCAUCGAGGAGCGACCUGGCAAAGAAGUGACACUUGUCAAGGGACCACGACAUGAUGGAGUUACUCUGGAUCUCGGAGUUGUGGAGACCAUCAGUAUCGCGGCCAACGGUAUCAAUGUGUGGAACCCGGCCUUCGACGUCACUCCUGCUGAGCUGAUUGACGGUAUCAUCACGGAAUUGGGAGUAGUGGAAAAGGACAGCAAUGGCGUGUUCCAUCUGGAAGAGGUGUUUAAGAAGGACGGCUCCGGUAUAAAGCCAUCGACUAUCGGUGGAUUGUGA